Messenger RNA from Prorocentrum cordatum, 986 nucleotides. The record is from the annotation of a GenBank genome assembly. NCBI's taxonomy places the organism in Eukaryota, Dinophyceae, Prorocentrales, Prorocentraceae.
AGGGGCUGCCCCUCGGCGUGAACCCGUCGGCGCUGCUCAUGGCGCGCGUGCGCAAGGCCCGCGAGAGACUCCAGGGUGGAUACCUUCCAGGGCCCAGCGCCGGGGCGCCGCUGCCACCCAACGGCCAGGCCGACGACGAGCUCCGAGAGGCCGUGGAGCGCUUCCUGGUGUCCAACCAGGUGGACGUGUCCGCGUCCCAGGCGCUGCGCACGGCGCCCCCGGAGGUGCAGCGGCAGGUCCUCGCGGACAAGCCGCUGCAGGGGUGCAACAACCCAUCCGCCGUGUUGAUGGCCAACAUCCGGCGCGCCAUGGGCGUGGGCGGCGUCUGCCUGGGCCCCGCUGGUGGCAUCGCCCCAAGCGGCGGUCUGGGCCCCGGCGCCGCGAUGCCGAUGGCGCCCGCGGGCGGCCUGGACGACGCGGUGGGCCAGUGGGCGGCGCACAACGGCCUUGACGCCAGCGCCGUGGGCUCCCUGCGCACGCUGCCGCCAGAGCUGCAGCAGAAGGUCAUGGACAUGGGGCCUGUCUUGGGAAGGAGCCCGUCGGCCAUCGUGAUGGGACGCAUCAGGCAGGUGCGCGCCAACCCCAACGCCCCCGCCAUCCCGCUCUCGUUCCUGGGCGCCGCCGGGCAGCCCGCGGCCCCGCCGCCGCGCGGAGGGCAGCCGCUGCCGCCCAUGGGGCAAGCGGCGCCGCAAGGGCAGCCGCUGCCGCCCGUGGGGCAGCCGCCCCAAGGGCAGGGCUGGCUGCUGCCCCGGCCCGACGGCGGCCGCGGGGCGCAGCCCGGCGAGGGGCACGACGGCGGCGGCGGCGGCCCGGGCGGUCCCUGCGGUGGCAGCCCAAGCGGACCGUCCAGUGGCGGCUUUGGCGCCUGCGGCGGCGGCUUCGGCCCCUGCGGGGGCAGCCCAAGCGGCCCGUCCGGCGGCGGCUUUGGCGCCUGCGGCGGCGGCUUCGGCCCCUGCGGCGGCGGCCCAAGCGGCCCGUCCGGCGGC